CCUGCACUUAUAUGUAUUGCGGACCUUUGAUUUAAUCUAUUAUGACUUAAAAAGGCUAAUUACUUUUUGUAAGUUAAAAUGGGAGUUCUGUAAUUAUCUAUGUUUCAUUGAAAAUCUGGAGACUGACGUAAUUAAAAUGUGAUAUGAAGCACUGAUGCCUUCACAAACUAAUCUUGCUGCCUUUACAUUUGACCACGUCUUUUAUUACAGACAAUACAGUGACAGAGUCACUGAUCCUUACCCAAUAUCUUUAGUAACACUUUUGCUUCAAUUUUGGAGUGGAGUGAGAGAUACCAGACUGAAUUCAACCAAUCACAGUCUUGGUUUGAAAGUGUCCAAUCACAUCCCAUGCAAGUCUUCUAAAAAGCAUUAUACACAUUCAUUGCUUCAAACAUGAUCAUUUGGGCCAUUCUGAUCUUUUGUGCAACUGGAGGUCGACCUGAUAACAGUAGUGAAAUUGUCUCAUUACGAACAUUCCAGCUGGGAGAUGAUGUUACAUUCAAAUGUUUCCUGACAAAAAACUAUUUUGGCAGCACAAUGGUUUGGUAUAAACAGAGAACUGAUCAGAUUCCUCGUCUUAUUGUAUUAUCAUACAACAUUGGGAGAGAUAUCCAAUUUGAGAAUGAAGUUAAAAACGGGAGAUUCGAUAUUUCAGCAAGUGAAGAUUCUUUUCACCUCAACAUCAAAGCUACAACCAAGGAGGACAUCGGAAAAUACUACUGCGGGACAGUUUUCUUGAAUAAAAUACAAUUUAUUUCUGGAGCACAUCUGAUGCUAAAAGGAACUGAGACCAAACACCUUAAUGUGGGAUGUGAGGAGAAAGAAGUUGUGAAUAGAACCACUUUAAAAAAUACUGAUAACAGUAAUCCAAAAGUAUGGGAUCCUGUGUUACUUUGCUUGAUAUCCUGCAAUGUUGUGUUUGUAAUGGUAAUAAUCAUACUUUUGGUUGAUUAUUAUAAAAACUGGAGAAAAAGGCAAAAAGUUAAAGUUCCACCCAACUUUCAUUACUGGAUGGAGACUUCUCUAAUGCCAGCUCUCAAGAUGUUUGCUCUGCGUGCAUAUAUUCUUAUGUCUUGCAUAUCAUGUGCAUCUAUGAUCCCCAGUGUUUUUCAGCCAAACGUCUCAAUCACAGCAUCUAUGGGUGGUUCGGUCAUCCUGGAAUGUCACACAACCGCCGAUCCAGUUGUGGCCUGGUUUUGGCUGAAACAAAUCCCAGGACGAAAGUUGAACCCUAUAGUUUCCACAUAUUACAAGGAGAUAAAACUUCAAGGAGAAGUUCUCAAUGAAUCAAGACUUCAAUUCAAAGUUGAUGACAAGAAAUCUACAUUAAUAUUCAACAAGAUUAACUCCAGAGAUGCUGCCUAUUAUCACUGUGGUGUGCUACUGUAUGAGAAGCUGUACUUUGGAGGGGGAACUUAUCUGACAGUUGAUGAUGCAAAGCCGGUUAAAAUAAUUCAGCAUCCUGUUUUGGACUCACAUCAUGUAGGAGACUCAGUGACUCUUCAUUGUUCAAUAUUUGGUGAGAGUUGUUCGGGAGGGCAGAGUGUCUACUGGCUAAGAUACAAACCAAGAGAGUCCCAUCCAGGAAUCAUUUACGCUGAUGGAGAUAGAAAGGAUCAGUGUGAGACGAUCUCUGUGACUGGAUCAACUGUACAGAGCUGUGUGCACAAAGUCCCCAAAAGCCUCGCCAGUGAUGAAACGUACUUUUGCAGCGUGGUCACAUGUGGAAAGCUAAUCGUUGGAAAUGGAACUAAAUUGAUAGCUGAUGUUGCUCUCCAGAAAACAAUGGCUUAUAUCAUCACACUGCUUUCUGCUGUAUUAGUGAUAUCACUGAUAGUGAAUAUAAUCAUGGCGCUGUUAUGGAGAAGAUCUACACACAGAGGUGUUGACCAUGUACAGUCUACAGCCCAGGCUGCAGACAUAGACUCGGAAAAUUAUGCAUCGCUGCAGUUCUCUCCACACCAGCCUAUACGAAAAAUGAAAAGCCGUGAAGAGGCAGCCUCUGUCGUCUAUGCAUCUGUCCGUCAAACAAGAAACAUAAAACAAGGAUCUCCUCAUUCUUAAUGCUUGUCAAGUUUUUUUUUUGGCUAUUAAUUUUUUAAAAGGACUAUCACAUUACGUGGUCUCAUAUGAGCAUUGGAACAUUCAGUUGCAAGACAAUGUACUCAUUUUUUUUUUUAUUGAUUAAAAUUUAUUUUACUAUUUUAAACGUUUAAAGUUGACAAAGUGAUGGGGGCAAAUGUCUGUUACUGUCUUUUGUAGAUUUUUUUUAAUGUUGUUGUAAAGGGCAAUAGGAGUGUGUGGUCAUCAUGUUAUUCAGUGUCUAAAUUUUACACAUUAAAACAUGGAGAAAAAAAUCUUUGUGUGUUUACAAUAACUUACCAUGAAAUUCAGCACCAUGGAGAGGGGCAACAUUUUGUA
Carassius gibelio (silver crucian carp) is the source of this 2421-nucleotide messenger RNA. RefSeq lists its product as uncharacterized. Gene Ontology annotation, biological process: response to bacterium. Bases 394 to 2064 code for a protein of 556 amino acids. NCBI's taxonomy places the organism in Eukaryota, Metazoa, Chordata, Actinopteri, Cypriniformes, Cyprinidae. The transcript is spliced from 11 exons. The record is from RefSeq and is a predicted model, not a curated record.